This is a messenger RNA of Penicillium lagena, 1101 nucleotides long. RefSeq names its product KRR1 small subunit processome component. Gene Ontology annotation, molecular function: RNA binding. The record is from RefSeq and is a predicted model, not a curated record. Lineage: Eukaryota; Fungi; Ascomycota; Eurotiomycetes; Eurotiales; Aspergillaceae. Gene Ontology annotation, cellular component: small-subunit processome; nucleolus. The transcript has 2 exons. The coding region runs from base 1 to 1101 and encodes 366 amino acids.
AUGCCGUCGACUUACAAGAAGGACAAGCCGUGGGAUACGGAUGAUAUCGACAAGUGGAAGAUCGAAGAGUUUAAGCCCGACCACAAUGUGGGCGGCAGCUUCGCAGAGGAGUCGUCAUUCAUGACUCUCUUCCCCAAAUACCGCGAGGUGUAUCUGAAGGAAGCCUGGCCGGCUGUGACGCUAGCGCUGGAGAAGCAGGGGAUCGCCUGCACCCUGGAUUUGGUAGAAGGUAGCAUGACAGUGAAGACAACACGAAAGACCUGGGAUCCGGCGUCGAUCCUGAAAGCGCGCGACCUGAUCAAACUACUUGCGCGAAGCGUUCCCGCAUCCCAGGCAAUGAAGAUUCUCCAGGACGACGUGGCGUGCGACAUCAUCAAGAUCCGCAACCAGGUCCGGAACCGAGAGCGAUUCGUGAAGCGACGGCAGCGGAUCCUGGGGCCCAACGGCUCAACCCUCAAGGCGUUGGAGUUGUUGACUAGCACCUACAUCCUGGUCCAGGGAAACACGGUGGCGGUGAUGGGUCCGUUCAAGGGCCUGAAGGAGGUGCGCCGCGUGGUGGACGAUUGCAUGGCCAACAUCCACCCGAUCUACUACAUCAAGGAGCUGAUGAUCAAGCGCGAGCUGGCCAAAGACCCGACGCUGGUCAACGAGUCGUGGGACCGGUUCCUGCCCAACUUCAAGAAGCGCACCCUCUCCAAGCGCCGUGUCCCUCAUACGGUUACCGACAAGUCCAAGAAGGUCUACACUCCCUUCCCGCCCGCCCCGGAGAAGAGCAAGGUCGACUUGCAGAUCGAGUCUGGCGAGUACUUCCUGUCCAAGGAGGCCAAGGACCGCGCCCAGAAGGAGGAGGUGGUCGAGCGCCAGCGCGUGAAACGCGAGGAGAAGAUGCGCGAGCGCGAGAAGGACUUCAUUGCGCCCGAGGAAGAACUCCCCGUCGAUGCCGAAGCAGAGAAGAAAAAGAAGAAGGAGAAGAAGGAGAAAAAGAAGCGGAAGCGCGAGGCCGAGGCCGAAGCCGACGGAGACAAUGCUGUCGAGCGGAAGGAAACGAAAAAGAAGAGAAAGAGCAAGAGCAAGGAAGCGUCCUCCGAUGCAGAGGAGUAA